Molecule: messenger RNA, 756 nt
Organism: Pieris macdunnoughi
Lineage: Eukaryota; Metazoa; Arthropoda; Insecta; Lepidoptera; Pieridae
Source: the annotation of a GenBank genome assembly
AUGGCUUCACAUUUAAGCACCCGAGAUCGUUUACUGUCGCAGAUUGAUGAUAUUGAGCUAAUUGCCAAGGAAAUAAUUGAGGUAGCUAUAGCCCCUAAAUCACAGAAGUUAUCAGCAGCGGAUCAUGCACAGUUAACUGAAUUACUACUGUCUAAAGAUGCAGAACUAAAGAAAACUUUAGAUUUGGCAGAUGAACAAGCAAAAAUACAAGAAAAAAUGAAUGAGCUUAAAGCUGAGGUUUACAACAAGGAUCAAGAUAUUUCACUUCUUCAGCGGCAACUGAAAGAUGCUGAGCAAAUAUUGGCAACAUCAUUAUAUCAGGCUAGACAAAAGUUAGCGUCAAUAGUUAAGUCUAGGAAAAGACCCGUACCUUCUGAGGAAUUAAUUAAGUUUGCGCACAGGAUAAGUGCAUCAAAUGCGGUCAGUGCUCCAUUAACAUGGCAGCCUGGUGAUCCAAGAAGACCGUACCCCACAGAUCUUGAAAUGAGACUUGGAAUGUUGGGCCGACUCUGUGAUUUACCUCUAAAUGGACAUGCACCGUCCACACUUAAUGACCUACACAGAAUCACUACUGGAGGAGUACCCGCUUCAGCGACAAAUCAAUUCACCUGGCACCCAUCGGGGGAACUCCAUAUGUCAGUGGGUGGUGGGAACUCUGUGGCCAUCGAUGGUCGCGGUAAAGAUGCGCCGGCGCAGGAAGAUGUCGAAGUUAUGUCAACAGACUCUAGCUCUAGUUCUAGCAGUGAUUCUCAAUAG